Molecule: messenger RNA, 774 nt
Organism: Stylonychia lemnae
Lineage: Eukaryota; Ciliophora; Spirotrichea; Sporadotrichida; Oxytrichidae
Source: the annotation of a GenBank genome assembly
AUGGCUUUUGUGCUUUUAUGUGACAGAAGCUAGCAAGUACGAGUAAGAAAGCAUAGUAAAGAUGAUGAAGCUUAGAAAUUUGAUGGUUUUCUGUCUGAUUCUCACUUGAAUAAUGUUAGUUUUAUCUAAUUCUUAACUUUAUUAGCUGGUGGAAAUUCAAGCAGAAGAGCAAUAAAGAGGUUAUAAACGUUGAUUCCUGCUGCACUCUAAAGCUAACUCUAGCAGUAACUCUAGGACCUAUUAAAUUAGAAUCUACCUACUUUAUUACAAUAAUUGACAGCUAUACCUAUCUUGACUCUUUUACCUGAACCUCUCCAGACUCUGUUAUCCAUACCAGUUUUGACUCUCUUACCUAUAACUAUCUUGACUCUUCCUCCUACUAUAGACCUAGUGAUAGAAUUGCCAAUCCCUACUGUGGCUCCUUUGCCAAGUGCUUAAAUUGCUACUAUUGCUCCUCUCACAUUUGCCCCUGCGCUGACAUUCCCUAUUGUGACGUACGAUGCAGCUACUGUAACAGCAUAACCAAAAGCCUCGGUGACCACGUCACAAAGUUUUUCAACAUCUUACUGUGAUACUACAGUAGCUACAACUACUACUUCCCCUUGUGAAACUGCAACUACUUAAACUCCUGAGACAACUUAUUGUAAUAGUAUGACUUAAGAGCCAAUAAAAACAUAAAAUUAUGAAUUCUGUCCACCUUCUGAGCCUUAAUACAAUUAUAAUGACAAAUUUUAUAAGAAAAGAAUUCAAAUGAAGCAUAAGAAAAAUUAAUGA